GAUUUGAAGGAAUCUUCUCCGGAAGACGAGGUCAAAUUGUUCCACUCAUUUCAUCAUCAUCAUCAUCAUCUUCUUCUUCUUCUUCGAUGAGCUGAAUUUGGUUUCUUUUAAAAAAGAAACACCCUGGAAUCCCCUGUGACCUGUAAGUGACCUGCACGAUCUCCCCAUACUCGCAUUUGUUAUUUUUAGCAUCACCAGACGACCAUUUCUCUUCACGUUUCAUUCAUCCCUUUCUUUUUCUUUCUAAUUUCCAGGCUUAUCCUUGUGUGGGUUUCUCCAUUUCAUUUUCUUAGCUUCUUUUGUCUACCAAUUGGGUCGUUUUGUUUCCUUCUUCUUUGUCCUCAAACCAUAUAGUGGAUGGUCUUUUGACUUCUCCGGGCAUUGAAGCGAAAUGGGUCUUGACAACAAUGAAGACGGAAAUGGUUGUCCUGAGACCAAGAAAAUAGUUGGAGUUGAAGAAUAUGAAGGUUGGGAUGAAAGUAGAAAAAGGAGUGAGGGUUUUAUAUGUGCAGCAGCAGCAGCAGCAGAGGAUGAUGAAGAUGAAGAGGGAAGGAAGAUUGAGUUGGGUCCUCAGUGUACGCUGAAACAACAAUUUGAGAAAGAUAAGGAUGACGAAAGCCUGAGGAGGUGGAAGGAACAGCUUCUAGGGAGUGUGGAUAUUUCAGCUGUUGGAGAAACUUUGGAACCAGAGGUGAAGAUUCUUAGCCUAGCGAUUAGAAGCCCAGGAAGGGCAGACAUUGUUCUACAAGUUCCUGAGAGUGGGAAUCCAAAAGGGUCAUGGUUUACAUUGAAAGAAGGCAGCCGUUACAGCUUGAUCUUCACCUUCAAAGUUAGCAAUAACAUUGUUGCAGGUCUGAAAUACGCCAACACAGUCUGGAAAACUGGUGUCAAAGUCGAUAGCUCAAAAGAAAUGCUGGGAACUUUCAGUCCUCAGGAAGAACCUUACACACACGAAAUCCCAGAAGAUACAACCCCAUCUGGCAUUUUUGCUCGAGGAUCAUAUUCGGCCAAAACCAAGUUUGUUGAUGAUGACAACAAGUGCUACCUGGAAAUCAAGUACACAUUUGAUAUCAAGAAAGAUUGGCAAUCAUCUUAAAAGCAACAGGAUUGAUUCUCUCUCUUAAUGAUUGGUUUUGCAGCAUUUGAUCAAUGUCUCUUUUGAACCGCAUAAAUUUGGUUUCAGUGUCCAAAUAUUUCAUGUACUCUGUUUCUUUUGUCUCUUCAUUCUUUCAUGUACGUGCAAUGAGACUGAUGGCCUCAACCCUUUUCUCU
Cucurbita moschata (crookneck pumpkin) is the source of this 1272-nucleotide messenger RNA. Its product is annotated as rho GDP-dissociation inhibitor 1-like. Gene Ontology annotation, biological process: Rho protein signal transduction. Gene Ontology annotation, molecular function: protein binding; Rho GDP-dissociation inhibitor activity. The record is from RefSeq and is a predicted model, not a curated record. NCBI's taxonomy places the organism in Eukaryota, Viridiplantae, Streptophyta, Magnoliopsida, Cucurbitales, Cucurbitaceae. Bases 392 to 1096 code for a protein of 234 amino acids. Gene Ontology annotation, cellular component: cytoplasm; cytosol; membrane. The transcript is spliced from 6 exons.